Pygoscelis adeliae (Adelie penguin) is the source of this 913-nucleotide messenger RNA. RefSeq names its product parkinson protein 7 (gene PARK7). Gene Ontology annotation, biological process: protein deglycation, glyoxal removal; guanine deglycation, glyoxal removal. Lineage: Eukaryota; Metazoa; Chordata; Aves; Sphenisciformes; Spheniscidae. The record is from RefSeq and is a predicted model, not a curated record. Gene Ontology annotation, molecular function: protein deglycase activity. The transcript is spliced from 6 exons. Gene Ontology annotation, cellular component: nucleus; cytosol. Bases 46 to 615 code for a protein of 189 amino acids.
CCCCUCCCUUCGCAACCAUCUUGCCUAAUAGCAACCCCUCAAGAUAUGGCCUCGAAAAGAGCAUUGGUGAUUCUAGCAAAAGGGGCAGAGGAAAUGGAAACUGUAAUCCCCACUGAUGUUAUGAGAAGAGCUGGGAUCAAGGUGACUGUUGCAGGCCUAACAGGAAAAGAACCAGUGCAGUGCAGUCGAGAUGUCUUCAUUUGUCCUGAUGCCAGUCUUGAAGAUGCCAGAAAAGAGGGGCCUUACGAUGUCGUGGUCCUGCCUGGGGGUAACCUUGGAGCUCAAAACUUGUCAGAGUCUCCUGCUGUGAAGGACAUUUUGAAGGACCAGGAAAGCAGACAAGGCCUGAUUGCUGCUAUAUGUGCAGGUCCCACUGCCCUUCUGGCACAUGGGAUAGGGUUUGGAAGCAAAGUCACAACACAUCCUUUGGCCAAAGAGAAAAUGAUGAAUGGAGCACACUACUGCUACUCCGAGAACCGCGUGGAGAAAGAUGGGAACAUCCUCACCAGCCGAGGCCCUGGUACCAGCUUUGAAUUUGGGUUGGCCAUUGUUGAAACGCUGAUGGGGAAGGAAGCGGCCGAACAGGUGAAGGCACCCCUAAUACUGAAAGAGUGAAAUCCUGGUUGUGGGACAGGGAGUAGGACAAUUUCAGAUGGAGAGUCAUGUCCUUCGUAGGGUGACUAAGAUGCACUGUUGUAAAUACAAUUUAAUUGUGGGUGAAAUUAGCAGCUGUACUUACCCAAACUGGGAUACCCUAACAAACCAAUGGUCUUUAUUUCUGGAAAAAAGAUCCUGUUAGCAAAAAGCUUCAUCAUGAAAAAGCAACCAGUAUCUAAUAAUCUUAGUUAGCUCUUGGAUGGCAUUUAAAAAUCACAUGGGAAAAUGCUGAGUAAAUAAAAAUGAAGCAACUCUG